Messenger RNA from Zophobas morio, 3125 nucleotides. Its product is annotated as ankyrin repeat and death domain-containing protein 1A-like. The transcript is spliced from 13 exons. Gene Ontology annotation, molecular function: protein binding. Lineage: Eukaryota; Metazoa; Arthropoda; Insecta; Coleoptera; Tenebrionidae. The record is from RefSeq and is a predicted model, not a curated record. The coding region runs from base 324 to 1985 and encodes 553 amino acids. Gene Ontology annotation, biological process: signal transduction.
GGUCAAAUUGGAUGCUGUAAUAACACAUUGUUUUGUAAUUUUGUGUAUUUAUAGAGUGAUAAAUACACUAAUCGUGGUCCAGUGAAAAGUUAAAAAGACUUAUUAGAGGGUUGUAAAGAAAGGUAUUCUUGGCGUUUCCGGGGUGUACAACACCACUGCAAAAUUUAGUCAGGUCCUGUGAACCAAGACAGAAAUUCAAUUCCGCAAUUUACGUUAGUGGCUGAAGUGACGGAAGUGUGGGCUGUGCAGGAAAUGAACGUUAUGUGCGACAUCCACCACAUGUAGAUCCGAUGGAAGGGAAUCUGGGUGAUUAAGGCGUGAAGAUGAUGUCCUGCGUCAGUCCGGUUGUGGAGCAGGGGUGUUCUCUGCGGCCGGGUUGCCCUUCGCCUACAAGCACCCCCGAGGAGCUGGAACGAAGGGCUUUGAUCCAGCGGAAUGACCUCAUGUUACAUGAAGCUGUCAUUAAGAACGACGCCGAGGGAGUGAGGGAGAUCCUGAGGGAACCCGUCGAUGUUAAUUCGAGGAAUAAUUAUGGCCGCGCCCCCAUCCACUGGGCGUCUUCCCGCGGCAACGUGGAGAUAAUGGAGAUGUUAAUCGCCGCCAAUUGCGACAUCGAGGCUCGUGAUAAGUAUGGAAUGAGGCCUUUACUAAUGGCAUGUUGGCAUGGCCAUCGCGAAGCUGUGCAGCUUCUUAUCAACACCGGUGCUUGCUCUAACGCAGUCAACAAGAAAAACUACACACUUUUGAUGUGCGCAGCCCGAAACAACAAAAUCGAAGUAGUGAAUUUUCUCAUCGACACGCUCGAAGAUGUUCGCGUGGACGCGGUGGACAUCGAGGGUCAAACAGCGCUUUUCCACGCGGCGAUGGGUGGACACACGUCGGUGGUCCAACGUCUCCUAGACCAAGGAGCUAAUCUCGAUAAGAAAAACAAGGAAAGCAGAACAGCUCUCCAUGUGGCCUGCGAAAGGGGCAACUGGGAAGUCGCUAGUUUGUUACUGUCUUACGAGGCAGAUAUGGAAUCUAAAGACAUCCUUGGCAACACUCCUUUACACGUUUCCGCUCAACACCAACAAACCCGGUUGGUCCAAAUACUUCUGGAGGCAGGAGCGGAUCCUGAUAACGACAACACAAAAGGAUUCACCGCUUUACACAUAGCCUGCAGCUUAGGGAGCAGAGGGAUUCUGGAAGCUUUAUUACAGCAUGGAGCUUCGAUUAAUAAGCAAAAUAAGGCUGGAAAUUCGCCCCUGCAUCUCGCCUGCCAGGCCAACGCGGGGGAAACCGUGGAAAUACUUAUCUCGAAAGGAGCCGACCUGAACUGUCUCAACACGCGACUGCAGUCUCCCAUCCACAUCGCCGCCGAAAUGGGUCACACUGAAGUUUGCAAGUUGUUACUGGCGUCAGGUGCUGAUAUAGAGCAAAGGGAACAGGGCGGAAGAACUCCUCUGUACAUCGCAGCGCGAGGGAGUUUCACCGCUAUAGUUGAUAUGAUCAUAAAAACAGCUCGGCUGGACUACCCGGCGCACGAGGAGAACGCACGAGGACACAGAAGAGACAGCGCGAGGCCGUCUUUAAGUUCAGCGAGGAGUCGCUGGAGGUCGUCGAAGGACGACAGGGGUUUAAAAGACAACGAAGCUCUGCGGGAGAUCUUCUUUAAAGUGGCUUACAAGCAGCUGGAACCAGGCGAGUGGAAAAUGCUAGCCCAACACUGGGCGUUCACAGAGGAACAAAUCAAAGCUAUAGAGCACCAAUAUAACGGGGAUGAACAUGUUUGUUUAGGUCCAUCCAGUUUUAAGGAGCACGGAUUCAGAAUGCUACUGAUUUGGAGUUCCGGCCUGGCACCUGAUGUUAAUCCGGUUAGGGAGCUGUACGAAAGCUUGGCGGCGGUUGGCAAGAAAGCUGUCGCUGAUGCCAUCCGCAAGAAGGUUGAUCAAGAGAUCGAGAUAAGACGCAAAGGCAAUCCAGACAACUGUUGCAGUAUCUCUUAAAUCUAUAGGGAGCUAUAACCGCACUGACUUAUGAAGAGGACAUAUCUCGACCCACCUUAAACCCUUCUACAUGGUCCAGAUGUUGUGGAAUUGUAUUUUAUAGAAUAUCGAUCUAAAUAUUUAUACAGUUGUGGACAAAAACGGGGUCUUCUGAAUACGACAGAGGAACGAGAGCGUACUGUGAUAUCUAGUUCAAUAAUUACUGUGUUUUUGCACUUGAAUCUAUGUAUAAUAACUUACGAAAUUCUAAAGGAGGCCAGAAAUGUUGUUAUAGUAGACAUGGUAUUGUGCCAAAAUUUAAAAUGUAACUAGAAACAUGGACCAAUCGAGUUUUCUUCACUUAGAUUCUAGUGUAUAGAUCUUGUUUUUGUCCACUAGCGUAUCACUUUACAAGUCUAUUAAAAGUUAGAGUUUCUAAAUGAUUAUCGAAAUGUUUGUAGAACAUCCAUAUUUUUGAUCAUUUACUGGAUAUAUUUUCUGAAGUGAAAAACGAACCUUUGGAUUUACAAUUUCAUAGCAUGAUCUAAUGUCUGUUGCUUAAAAGAAGUUUACAAAUUUGCAUACUAUAUAAUCAAUCGUUUUCGAGUGUCGUUUGCUGAAUACACGAAACAAAAUGUACAUAAGUAUAUUAUAAAACUUUAGCCUUUUCUAUUUCAACUCUUCUAGUCACUGCUAAUAUGACGAAGUUGCUAGAUACAGAUGGCACAAUGUCUUGGAGUUGAUUUUAUAUUCCCUGUUACCAAAAAUCGUGCCGUCUGGAUCUCGAAAGUUUUAUGUAAGUUGUUAACUGAGACUUAAAUUGUUAUAGAUUCACUCUGAUUAUGAAGACAGAUCAAAGACAAUGUUUCUUUUGUUAUUAUUUACUUUUGCAAUGCUCAGACGAGCUGAAACAGAAAAAAGUAAGUCAACCGUAAAGUAUUAUCCGUGUGAAGAUGAAUUGAGUUAUUGAAUAAACCAAUUUUUUCAAACAUCUUCACACGAUUAAUCUCUUGACUACUUUCUGGAACAUACCACAGUUCAAAUAAAACAGUUGUCAGUGUAUUGUGAUCCGCACGAUAUGUCUACGUUUCAAUUCUAAAUAUGUAACAAUUUGAUCAAUUAUACUUCAUCCAAAAUAAACCUAUUUUUUUGAAUAUCUUA